UUGUAAAAUGUUUGUCUGCAUCAUCUGUUUACCAAUAUGAUUUUGUGGCUGAUUGAGUUUAUACCCUAUCUUUGGGUAGUGACAGUGCCAGUUUAUGGCUCAUUCUGUGGAAUUGAUCUCAUUUUACGAAUAUCUAUUCUCUUGUUUAUUUAUGUCAUCGCAGGAGAAAUGGUUCCAAAAUCGUUGCAUUUAGUGGUUCCAUAUCUUAGCUUUGGAUUAUGGGCUUUGAUAGUGUAUUAUGUGCCUGUUAACCUGAUUCCAUGGCCAGUCAUCUGGUUGUAUGACAAGAUAUUAUGGAUAACUGGGCCUGUUCUGAUGAUCUCAGAAAUCAUUCUUGCUGUGAAUUUCCAAAUGCAGUGUAGUCAGCGUGUUUGUAAUCGGAUACAAGAAGAUGAUUCCUCAUUAUUUAAGCUUAUCAUAAUUUUAUUUUCUGCGGCUUGUUAUGCGCUUAUGGCAUCCUUUCUAUAUGAGAUUUAUUCGACUGGCUCCACAACUCACUAUUUACUGGUGUUCUUAGUGCUGAUUAUGUGUGUAGCGGUACACAACAUGAUGUGGAUGUCCCAGGAUGGAAUCCUAUGUGAUGCAGCUUUUACUUGUUUGUGUACAGUGUGUAUUCUGUUUGCCAUGAAAGAGGAGACAACUCUCAUCAACUCACCUCUCAAAACUCCAUCCACCUGGUUUCAGUAUGAUCCCAAACAGUCCAUGUUUCAUCUGGGAUUGUUCAUCUUCAAUAGCACAGUGGAUAGUGCAGGCCUGGCCAUUGGAUUUCUGAUGAAGUUUUUGCGUCCAUUUUUCCUGUUGACUCUUGGUGUUCGGCUUUAUAGCAUUCUGUACAUAGUAGAAAGCUUGAACAGAAUAGAUGAGCUGCAGCGUGAAUACGAUUGGCCUACUUACGAAUUCCUGGAAGAAAAAAUAACUCCCUGGAAAUCUCCCCUGACGGUGAAGCUGGCCGUCGUGUUCAUGUUUACUCAAAUGACCAGCAACUUGUUCUACGAGAGUCAAGGUGUAACAAUUCUGAACACAUUCCCAUUUAACCUGGUGAGGAAUUUCUAUCCCAAAGACAUCAUAUUUGGUAGAGUUAUGCAAAUGAUUGCUGUAAAUUGUUUCUACAUUGGGAGGUUAUCCAAUGAAAGGUCAGAGUGGGGCGACUAGUUCUUAUGAAGUGAUAUGAUUGGUCCAAAUUGUCUUUAUACAUUCAUGGAACAACCAAUCAAAAGGUAGAAUGAAACUCUUGGAUCUCAUGGAAUUGAAUUAUUUAAUUAUACAUCCAAAGACUGUCAAUGAUAUGACAUAGAAAAAUGGCUGUUUUUUUCAAUAAAUUAGAAUAACAGAUGUAAACUUUUGCUGUAUUGAAAGAUUAUGCAAUGUAGGAACAGUUAGAGUGCAUUGCUGGUUCUGUGAGAUGUGAGCUUUUUUAACAGGAGUGGUUGAUUGUAGUUAAGUGAGUUUAUUUCUUUGAUAGAUUUUCCAAAAUUUCUUCGUUAUUAAUGUACAUAUCAUUUUGAUUAUGAAUACCGGGGUAAGUGCAUAGAAUUCUAGUUUGAUGUGUGUAUAUCUGAAGAAAGCAUGCAAGAAGAAAUGUGCCCUUUGUUGUUGUUAUCAUUCUGUGUGUGUGAGUGAAAGAGAGAGAAGAGAUGAUAUCAUGAUAGUUUAAAUAAGGUGUCAGUGUCUUUGAUUGUACUAGCUAGUACAUAACGACAUACAUUAAAGUAUCUGAACUACAAAUCAAAAUGUACAUGGAAAAUUAUUCUAGAACUUUACUGUAUAUUUCUUUUUUUUUCUUUUUGAGAACAUAUUCUAAUCAUAUAAGAACAUUCUUUGUUUUAUGUACAUCCUCUAAAACUUGUGUAUUAAUCUGUUUUUAAAUUAAAAGGUAUACAGUUUGUACUUCUUGAUAUUAUGAUAUUAUACCAAAACAAAUCUGAUGGUAUAAGAAUUGCAUAAUUUAUUCUUUAUUUUUUCCUUUCAUUGCAGGGUUGUCCCUAAGGUUUGAAAAAGCAAAGAACAUUAAAAAAUUGAAGGGGGUCUGGAGGUCCUCCCCUAAGGUGGACUGAGGGGGAAUACAAGAAUAAGUGGAGGAUUAUGUAAUUUUAAUUGGGGGAAAUUCCCCGACACCUUGAUCUUAGGGACAACAUUGCAAUGAGAUUUUGGGAGGCGGCAUAAUUAAAAUUUUACAAUAUUUAAUUUUCAGUAUGGGAAUAGUUUUUCUUGUUUGAUUAUUAUAUGUCUUUUUUGAAGAUUUUCCCCCCUUUUUACAUGACUGUAUGUAAACAUAAACAGCUGUCCAUAUUAUUUAUACAUGUACAUUGACUAAUCCUAACUUAACAAAUGCUCUUAGUCUGUCCAAUUUUGUAUGUUUAUCUUUGAUUAUGUAGAUAGAGAUGCUUUGUUUGCCUCCAUUUUGUUUAUAUUAGUGGAUCUGAAAAAAAUAACUGAAUUUUUUUUAUUUGAAGACUUACUACUCAUGGCAAUAUUUGUUGCAGAUCAGCAUAAUUUAGUUAUUAUAGUCACAUUCUUUGAAUUACAGUGGAGCCUCAUUUAUCCGGACGCAUUGGUUCCUUGUUAAUUUGUCCGGAUAUGUGAAGCGUCGGGAUAUCUGAAUUACCAGUGAAACAAGACAAUGUAACAUUAGAAAUUCUGUUCCGAUGAAAAGUCAUCCGGAUACUGAAGCAUCCGGAUAUCUAGCAUCCGGAUAUCUGAAGGUCCACUGUACUUCAUUUAUAUAUAUAUCAUCGGAUCUGCAUCAUAUCAGAAUCAUUUACAUGUACCGGUAGUUCUUUGUGAUACAUAUUCAGAAUCUGUAAAUUCCUUCUUUUGUCCCAUGAAGGUGUAUAGACUGACUGCUCUCUGUAUCAGUUUAUUUUUUAAGGGGGGGUAAUUUCGUCGCAUAAAAAGGCACAAAUUGAUAAUUAUUUUUAUUAUCAUUUUAGGGUGAUGCAGAGGGGGUGGGGUUUGAUGAAUAUUUGUUCCUAUAAUUGGUGCAUUGCUAAUUUAUGAUAAUAAAAGUUACUUCAAAUUUAUGCACCCUAUGAAAAGAUGAGGACAAACAAAACCUAAUAUUAACUGUUAUAACCAAAUAAUGUUGACUAUGGUAUACCAUUACCUUAUUCUUCUAGGUGCCUGCUGAUUCUAUCAAGAUAUAUGUAUUAACAUUUUUUUAAAUAUUAGGGUAAUACUAAUUAAAAUAGUGUUUUUUUUUGUUGGUUGAUUAUUAGUUUUUUGUUUUUCUCUCAAUCUUGUUCAUUUUUUUUUUGUAUGAGCCAGAUUUCCUAUGAAAAUCUGCAUGUAGAAUGUUUUUGAUUUUGUUAUUUCAGAGUAGAACACAGUAGACCAAUUUUUUAAGGUAAAAACCUUUUCUUGGUUUUGUAUUGCUUUUUUAUAUGGGUAAAUUACAAACUGCUGCAGCUGAUUUUGUUAAAAAUAGAAAAUAAAAUUAAUUGAAAUACCACUUUACAUUUU
Saccostrea cuccullata (small rock oyster) is the source of this 3459-nucleotide messenger RNA. RefSeq lists its product as uncharacterized. Lineage: Eukaryota; Metazoa; Mollusca; Bivalvia; Ostreida; Ostreidae. Bases 37 to 1152 code for a protein of 371 amino acids. The record is from RefSeq and is a predicted model, not a curated record. The transcript has 7 exons.